Messenger RNA from Ochotona princeps (American pika), 1073 nucleotides. It is a transcript of the gene ZFP42, whose product is annotated as ZFP42 zinc finger protein. Bases 167 to 1063 code for a protein of 298 amino acids. Gene Ontology annotation, cellular component: PcG protein complex; transcription regulator complex. Gene Ontology annotation, biological process: regulation of transcription by RNA polymerase II. The transcript has 2 exons. The record is from RefSeq and is a predicted model, not a curated record. Gene Ontology annotation, molecular function: DNA-binding transcription factor activity, RNA polymerase II-specific; RNA polymerase II cis-regulatory region sequence-specific DNA binding. NCBI's taxonomy places the organism in Eukaryota, Metazoa, Chordata, Mammalia, Lagomorpha, Ochotonidae.
ACAACAAAGUGCUGAGAUUUUGGUCAACAACUGGAAGAGGCCCUUCUCAUCACAGAGUGUACUUACAGCAGGUGUUUGCUCAAGACAACUUCACCAGAUCACAACUUCCUUGAAGUGUUUGGAAUAUUCUGGUGCAGAUUUUCAAGGAGCAGGCAAGCAAGAAGACAUGAGCCAGCAACUGAGAAAAAGGGCCAAGAAUGGUGGCCAGAAGAGCUCUGGUGGGAGAGUCCUCCGGAGCACUAAAGCGAAGCAAGCCAAGCCGAGCCAAACGCAGCAGGCAAAAGUGGAGCCCCUUGAGCCAACAUGGGCCUUCCGUGAUGAGGACGCAUGCUUUGCGCGUGACCUUCCAGGUGCGGGAGAGGAGGACUUCCCUGACUGCUACAUAGAAUGUGUCAUCAGAGGUGAGUUUCCUCAGCCGCUCCUGGAAGAUGACUCACUUUUUAAGUCUUUUGAAGGAACCGAACAAGAUCUUUCCCAGCAAGUUCUUGAAGCAAGCUCUUUUCUUGAACGUUCUUUGGAAUACAUGAAAAAGGAGGAAAAACAGCAACUUCCUCAACAGGAGGUUGGAAAACAUUCACGUCCCGGCUAUUCUGAGUACAUGACAGGCAAGAAGCUUCCUCCUGGAGGAAUAUCUGGCCUUGAUUUAACGGAUCCCAAACAGCUGGCAGAGUUUGCUAAGAAGUCAAAAGCAAAUAAAUGUAAUGAAGAGACAUUCGCUUGUCCUGAGAGUGGAUGUACAAAAAAGUUGAGGGAUAAAACUGCCCUGAAAAAGCAUCUGGUCAUUCACGGCCCCCGACACCACGUCUGUGCUGAAUGCGGGAAAGGGUUCUGCGAGAAGUCAAAGCUGAAACGCCACUUUCUGGUUCACACUGGAGAGAAGCCCUUCCAGUGCACCUUUGACGGAUGCGGAAGGCGCUUUUCCCUGGACUUCAAUUUGCGCACACAUGUACGCAUUCACACUGGUGAAAAACCUUUUAUGUGUCCCUUUGACGGUUGUAACAAGAGAUUUAUUCAGUCAAAUAACAUGAAAGCUCACAUCAUAACUCAUGCAAAGGCAAAUUAGAAUCAGUGGA